Messenger RNA from Guillardia theta CCMP2712, 847 nucleotides. RefSeq lists its product as hypothetical. Bases 121 to 795 code for a protein of 224 amino acids. Lineage: Eukaryota; Cryptophyceae; Pyrenomonadales; Geminigeraceae. Gene Ontology annotation, molecular function: DNA-binding transcription factor activity. The record is from RefSeq and is a predicted model, not a curated record. The transcript has a single exon.
CGCCGUCUGCUCGCUCCUUCCUGGCUGUCCAUACCUGUCCUCCUGCACACCCCAGCCCUCUCCCCCUAGUCCCUACCCCCUCCUCGCUUUCUCGAUCCCUGCUUUCCUCCCUUCCAGACAAUGCAGUGGCUACACUUGACCCCCUCGUCCUUGGAGCUCCAGGCCAUGCUCGAUGACUGCUUUGCAGACCACCUCAUGGAUCAGUCACCUAGCUGCUCAGACGCCUUCUUUUGCCUCCCGCUCCCCGAGGUCGACUCGUCGGCCUCCCUCCCGGACUCGCCCUUGGACCCCGUCGUGCCGGAAGAUCUCUUGGUGCUCUUCGAGGAGAGCCAGGACGCGUGGCUCGAGCCAGCGUCGCUGAUGGCUUGCCAGCGUAGCGUCGCGAUGCCAGAGGAGACUCUCCAGCACCCCCACGACAGCUUCAGCCUCUGCUCUCCCGAGCAAGGCAAGCCUCGGCCUCAUCGCCGCGCUUCGGCUCCCGCCCGCCCGCCGGUGGUGCGGGUGCAGUCGCGACAGUCCUUCUUCCAGUCCGACAAGCCCGUCGAGAUCACCCUCGAGCUCCUCGCCGACCACUUCCACGAGAGCCUCGAGGUCGCCGCGGCCAAGAUCGGCAUCGGCAAGUCGACGAUGAAGCUUGUGUGCAGGCAGCUGGGAGUAGACAAGUGGCCGUACAAGUUUGGUCGGGCCAAGGGAAAGAAGGCUGGGCGGAGAAUGGAGGGACGCGUGCAGCUGCAAGCCAGCCAGGCAGAGUCGUCAACGGACACGGAGGGGAGCGGAGUAGACAUGUACUUGUAACUUAGAGGCCCUUUGCUGCUUGAGAAGAUUGAAUGAAGCAUGUUUUGAGCUG